Molecule: messenger RNA, 1224 nt
Organism: Coniophora puteana RWD-64-598 SS2
Lineage: Eukaryota; Fungi; Basidiomycota; Agaricomycetes; Boletales; Coniophoraceae
Exons: 12
Coding region: 358-1224 (288 amino acids)
Source: RefSeq, a predicted model, not a curated record
CGCAAGGGCGCGCAGCGGACUGGAAUGGGAGCGGAACAUGGGCACCGUACCCUGCGAGGCGGGCGUGUGGAGGGCGGAAUCAACCACUGACGUGCAGCUCAGGAUCGCGUAACGCAACUCGACACAGCAAAAUUUCGCAUAACUCCCGCAGCCGUGAACAGAAAGCCCCUAAACACAUAGUACUACACGUUGGUGGGCCGCCUCGGACUCCGCGAGCACUAUCAUAACAUGCAGUGCUCAAAUACCUGCACUGUGCGCACGAGUGAAUCCUGGUGCAUGCGCUCUUGCUCGCUGGUGUGUCUGCCCUUACGGCAAGGAUUCAAGACGCUCUGGUAGAUAUAAAGCCGUAGGAGUGCCAUGGUCCAGUACAACGUGUCACACGCCCUUCUAUGUCUCCAAAUCGGAAACAUCGUUGUCGUAUUCUUGUCUGGCGUAACCUUUGGCAAGAUAUACCGAUACCUUACCUCAAACAAGUAUCAAGAAAGUCCGCUCUGGGAAAAAUGCUUGGUUUCGUAUAUGCUCUGUCUCCAGGGCUUACACACCGCACUAGUGAUCUACACCUUGUUCAGCGCCAUUCUUCACUGGCACAAGCUCGAUAACUUGGAAGACAAUACCGUAAUUCCGUACGGUAUUGGAUUCUCCAUGUUCGUCGGAAGCUGUAUGAAAACGACCGUGCAGGCGUUCGUCAUCAGACGCGCCAAGCAGCUCUCUAGUCAAAAAUGUAUACCCAUUUUGUGUUGGGUGCUGAUAACACUGGGGCUUGCCGGAUCUCUUGGGUGCUCUAUAUCUGCUAUAGGAAAUACUUUCGGUGGAUACAGUGUUUUAUGGUUGGAUAUCCUAGCUGCCGUCUUGGCAACGAGCAUUGCGGUGGACCUUACAAGUGCCGCGGUACAAUGGAUAUUUCUUUACAAACAAAGUAAAGAGUCCCCGGAUCAUACAAAAAAGCUCGUGCAUCGUAUUAUUUUGUUGAUAAAGAGGACAACGCUUGUUACGAGCUAUAUACGUGCUGACACAAUUAUCGUAGUGGCUUGGAUAACGACGCUUCUGUUUCUUCCUGAAGUCUUCACGUUGACAUUUUUUGCUUCCUUACUAUCAACGGCAGAGGCCGACGCGGAUACCGUGACAAAUGUCCAGCCUCUGAUAAGCUCAUAUAUACUUCCGCCGCCAGCAUCUGCCACUCAUUCAGGAGAGAAGAACAAGCCUCUUCGACGCAAUCAAGGUUGA